UGCAUGAGCCGUUGUUAUGGGCGUGUUUUCCUUUGUGUGCAACUUCAGCUUUGUCAGUUCCUACUGCCACAGCAGAGUCUGCAGGUGUUGUUCAGGAUGAAGGAACUUCUGGGUCUGUAGGGCUACAGCUUAGAAGGGCUCAGUGGGAUCCAGGAAGAGCUAAGGGGCUCCACCAUCCAGGAGCCCCGCGACCUGGAGCGCUCCAGGAUGCCCCGGCACAACAGCGACGACAGGGGCUCCCUGGUGUCUCUGACGGAAGAGCAGGAGGAGCGGGAGGAGGACAGCAGGCUGCAGGAACAGAAAUUGCGGCGGUAUCGGCCGCUGAGGAACAGCUGUCCCUCCAUGACCCUUCCACUCACCAAGUCUGUUUCCAUGGUCACCAUCAGCCAUAAAGACAGUGAUGCGGUGGGACGCCUGAGACGCAAGAGGCGCAUUUCCUUCUCUUUCAACCUGUCCCCCAUCCUCACCAAAUCUAAGACUCAGUUCAUUUACGGGGACUCUUCGUCAAGUGACGAUGAAGAGGAGGAGGCGGAUGACUCGAGCUUGAGGUUGUUUUCCCACCCCUCCGGGUCGGUAGCUUACAGUAUAUCGGAGGAAGAGCCGGGGCCUUUGCGGAGCGACAUGGAGGGCAGGAACACGACCAAAGUCAGCCGGACCUUCAGCUACCUCAAGAACAAGAUGUACAAAAAGACGCGGGAAAAAGACAGAGACAAAAGGGACAAAGACAAAGAAAGCAAGGAGAAGGACAAGAAGGCCGUGAACGGACACAUUUUCACGCCUGUCAGCUCAAACCAGUUCCUCCAGUGCUCCCAGUGCAAUAAAGCUUUUAAUGGCAAAGAGGCAUUCUGUUGUACAUACUGUAAUGCAUCCGUCCACAAGGGCUGCAGGGACAGCAUGCCUGUUUGUGCCAACGUGAAGAUGAAGUUGCCCAAACAGCAGUUUACAGUGCCAGAUUCCAGCGCACCAUGCUCUGUUCCUGGCGUCACAAUGAGGAACAAAGCUGGUGGGACGAGGGACCGUCCCAGGUCAGCCAUCUUGAGCCCCGAAGACAAUCUUCCCCUGAUGAUGCCAGGAUCACGGAGACACACCAGCAUCAUGACGUUCCCUGGAAACAAUCUGUCAAAGAGCCUCUCGAUUAGCAACAUCGCAGGCCCAUUUGAUGACAUACCCAUCAAAGGCCUGCGCUACCUUUCUCAGUCCACAGACUCACUCAACAGAACCAACCAGGUCACAGAAUCCAUGGAGUCGCUCACUGAUGAAGGGACAGAGAUGAUGGACGCGCAGCUCCUGGGGGAGUUUGAGGCGAACGCCAAAGAGUUUGAAGCAGACUCAUGGAGUCUGUGCGUGGAGCAGCAGUACCUGCAGCAGCAGAACAAAGAGCUGGUCAAGAGACAAGACGUCAUCUACGAGCUGAUGCAGACCGAGAUGCAUCACAUCCGGACAUUGCGCAUCAUGUCAGAGGUGUACAGCAAAGGCCUGCAGAAGGAGGUGCCGCUGGACCAGCACACUGUGGAGAAGAUGUUUCCGGCACUGGACGACCUCCUGGACCUCCACUCACAGCUCCUCCAGCGCCUCCUGGACCGAAAGAGGGAGAGCCAGCUGGAGGGGGGAGGUUCGGAGGGCGGCUUCGUCAUCAGCAGGAUAGGAGACAUUCUGGUCAGCCAGUUCUCGGAAUCCAACGGCGAAAGUAUGAAGAGGGUUUACGGGAAAUUCUGCAGCCGCCACAACGAAGCCGUCAACGUCUACAAGGACCUCAUGAACAAGAACAAAAACUUUAAAACCUUCAUCAAAAAAAAGAGAAGUAGCAACACUGUGCGGAGGCUUGAUAUCCCAGAAUGCAUCCUGCUGGUGACCCAGCGGAUCACUAAGUACCCUGUGCUGAUCCAGAGAAUGCUGUCACACACUAAAGACAUGGACGAGGACUACGUCGACCUGAGCGAGGCCAUCCGGUUGGUGAAGGAGGUGAUCGCCGCCGUGGACAGCAAAGUGAACGAGCACGAAAAGAAGCGGCGCCUGAAGGAGUUCCACAGCCGCAUGGACAGCAAGUCCAUGAUGUUUCUGAAAAGCGGCCAGUUCUUCGCCAGGGAGGAUCUGCUGAGGCGGAAGCUGAUCCACGACGGAGCGCUGCAGCUGAAGAACACACAGGGAAGACUAAAAGACGUUCAAGCUCUCCUGCUAUCGGACGUUUUGGUCUUCCUUCAAGAGAAGGACCAGAAAUACGUCUUUGCCAUGAUGGACCAGCGCUCCACGGUCAUCUCCCUCCAGAAGCUGAUCGUCCGGGAAGUCGCCAACAAGGAGCGCGGCCUCUUCCUCAUCACGGCGGGCACCGAGAAGCCGGAGAUGAUGGAGGUGCUGGCCAGCUCCAAGGAGGAGCGCAACACCUGGAUGCAGCUCAUCCAGACCGCCAUGCAGUCCAUGGAGAAAGACGAGGACGAGGGGAUCCCCAGUGAGACGGAAGACGACAAAAGACAAUUAGAGAGCAAAGCCAAAGAGAUGAGAGAUAUGUUGAAGCAGAAAGAUACGGAGAUUAUGUCUCUGCUGGAGGAGAAGGUGCGGCUCUUCAGGGAGAUGUGGGAGGGCUUGAGCCCAGGCGAGGAGGCCUGCAGGCAGGUCGAGCCUUUCUUCCGGUCAGCCUGCAGCCAGGAGCCGCCUCAGGGGGCGUCCAUCAUGAAAGACGCCCUGCAGGAAGUGGAGACAUUGCAGGCGCUGGUGAAUGGCAGCCUGGGGGGAGCGAUGGCCAGCGUGCACGAGGGAGGAGCCGCCGGGCCCGUGUGCCUGCCCCGUCGGGCCGAGACGUUCGGAGGCUUCGACAGUCACCAGAUGCACGGCGGCAAGAGUGGAGACAGAGACGAGAGCGAGGACGCGGUGGGAGACCUGCGCAGGACGGAGUCGGACAGCGUUUUGAAGAAGGGAGGAAACGCCAACCUGCUGCAGCUGCUGAAGAGGAACAGUGAGCAGGUCCUGCACAGCGUCUCCAACCUGCAUCUCCUGCUCAGCACUCUGCAGGCGGUGGUGGUCCAGCAGGACAGCUACAUCGAGGACCAGCGGCAGGCCCUGAGCGAGCGCUCCUCCUCGUGCUCGUCGCUGUCGCGCCAGUCGUCGCGGCCCAGCUCGCUGAUCGAGCAGGAGAAGCAGCGCAGCCUGGAGAAGCAGCGGCAGGAGCUGGCCUCCCUGCAGAGGCAGCAGGCCUCUCUGGCCGAGGAGAAGCGGAGGAGGGAGAGGGAGUGGGAGCUGAGGGAGCAGCAGCUCUCCGACAGAGAGUCCACGGUGCACCUGCAGGAGGAGGAGGUGCAGAAGCAGCACAAGCAGCUCGAGGAGGAGAGGAAGGAGCUGCAGAGCAAGAAGGAAGAGUACCAGAGAGACCUGGAGAGGCUGAGAGACGCCCAGAGGAAGCUGGAGAAGGAGAGGGAGGCUGUGCAGCGGCAGAUCCACAGGAUGGAAGAGCUGCGGCUGUCUGAGAGGACUCCCUCCACGACGUCCGACGAAUCCCUGUUCCUGGGCAGCUCCCAGUCCCUGGAGCUGGACCCCCUGGAGCUCUCCUCCUCCUCGUCUUCGUCCUCCACCCUGCCCAGGCUGCAGCCCCAGCGCUCCAAGGCCAGCAGGAAGGGCCUGAACCCGUUCACCUCGUCGUCCUCCGGCAGCCUCAAGAGCUCCGAGACCAACAGCCAGAUCUCCAAGGGCUUCCUGCAGCUGGCCAAGACCAAGAACAAAGACGGGAAGAAGAAGAAGAAGAGCAAAGGUGGCAGCGCACAGGCGGCAGACCCUCAGCAUGUUCCCGAGCCCCCCAUGGACGGAGAGAUCUUCUUCUGCUAAGACUCUGCGGCGGCGGCUCCAUCGUCGCUCUCGACAGCCCGGAGUCGACGUGUCCCUGCGCACUUUCUCAGUACGACAUGUAGCACAGACUGCCCCUCCGUUUGGAUUUUCGUUUAGAGGUGCAACCAAGAAGCCUUUUUGUUUUUUGUUUUUCCGAGGCUGGUACCGCUUCUUAUGUUCGGCUCAUUCCCAGAUUCUUUAUGGAAUGUAAGCGAUUGAAGAAGUAAUAAAAACACACAGGAAAAAAAAAAUUAAAAAAAUGUGCUGCAGUUUGAAUCUGAUAGAGAAAUGACAUUAUGUGUCAGAGCACAUGUUCCAGCUUUAUUCAUCGGGACUUCGCUGUAAAAGUGCACCAAACUGGGAGAGACAUUUAAAGGCCUGAUAGAGAAACUUAGUUUUUAUGGAAUUGAGGAAUUUAUGUUUAAGAAAAAAAGGAAAAACUGGGGAUUUGACAUCACCAAUCAGAGUCAAUCAAAAGAACAUGGGACAAUUGCCACAACUCUGACCAAUUGAUCAGUGCAUCCCUACUUUUAAUUUAAAGUGAAAACCACUGAUUUUAUUCUGUUGUCUCCACAAGCUAGACCCCUUUUUUUUUUCCAGCAUGCACACAAACGCCCAGUCAAUCCAAACGCAAACUAGAUCAAAAAGACUUUUUUUUUAGUCUAGUUUCUAGUACUAAUAUCUUAGUACAAUCGAAUUAAGACGAAACUAACUCAUGAGUAAAUUUUCAGCAAGAUAUAAGAGCUUGUAUUAAGUCAUCUAUUCCUUAAUAUUGAUGAAAAACGUGCCGGUUCCACUAUCAGGUUAUUUCACAUAACAUGGGAAACACAUCUUGUUCCAAGUUAAAUAAACUUGCUGAAAAGUUACUUGUAAGUCAGUUUAGUCUUAUUUCAUGUGUACUAAGAUAUUUCCACUAAAAACUAGACCAAAGUAACUUGGUAAGAUUUUGUGUUUUUGCAGCGCAGGAGCAGAUUAGCGUUCUCGACACUGAUCACUUUCGUUUGCGGUUAAUCGACGACUGGGAAAAAAAAAAAAAAA
This is a messenger RNA of Poecilia latipinna (sailfin molly), 4851 nucleotides long. It is a transcript of the gene akap13a, whose product is annotated as A-kinase anchoring protein 13. The coding region runs from base 208 to 3813 and encodes 1201 amino acids. Gene Ontology annotation, biological process: regulation of Rho protein signal transduction; positive regulation of canonical NF-kappaB signal transduction; adrenergic receptor signaling pathway. The record is from RefSeq and is a predicted model, not a curated record. Gene Ontology annotation, cellular component: actin cytoskeleton; membrane. Gene Ontology annotation, molecular function: MAP kinase scaffold activity; guanyl-nucleotide exchange factor activity. The transcript has 28 exons. NCBI's taxonomy places the organism in Eukaryota, Metazoa, Chordata, Actinopteri, Cyprinodontiformes, Poeciliidae.